Symbiodinium sp. CCMP2592 is the source of this 1506-nucleotide messenger RNA. The record is from the annotation of a GenBank genome assembly. NCBI's taxonomy places the organism in Eukaryota, Dinophyceae, Suessiales, Symbiodiniaceae.
AUGAGUUGCAAGCAUCCUGCCGCGGCAGGCCUCUUGAAGCUCGACUCGGCUAACCUGAGUACCGAGUCGAGCUCCGGCAUCUACAUCUCAGCACAUAACCUGUCUGUAGACGACGUGAUGAAUUGUACGAGCACCUCUACUUGCACGUUCUAUGCGAACGCCGCCAGAAGUGCCACCUUCCUUUGCCCUUUGGGCACAGGGUCGGUGGAUUUCGAAGAGCUGCAUGAUUUCGGCUGCCUGGCAUGCCGGCCAGGGGACACGCAGGUUCUGAACAUGACGGCAAGGCCGUGCAGUCAGUGCCCCGAAGGGGCUUCUAAGUGCUUGGCCAGCGAGCUGAAGAUGGAGCCCGGGCUCAUGGUGGAAUUAGAGAACGUCAACCGCAGCUUCCACUGUCCUAACGAGGCUGCCUGCCCCGGGGGCGAUGUAUCCCAGGGAAGGGUGCACCUGGCAAUGUGCGCAGAUGGCUAUCGGAGCCAAGGCUGCACGAGCUGCAGCCAUGAGUAUGCCAUGGCGGACAGCAGUGUGUUCUCGUGCACUGCCUGCAGCAAAGACCGUCGUGUGCAGGCGGUGCAGUGGAUCACGUUCCUGUCUCAGCGCACCUUCCUCUUCGCACUCGGAGCUCUCAGCGCCCUGGGAGCCAAGAAGGCUGGGGACUUGAAGCAAAGCAGCAUCUACCUGAACCAGCUGAUGGCCUUUGCCACCAUCUCCAACACGAUCCUGGCUGCCGUGCUGCAGACCCAGACGGCGAAGGACAUCAAAAGCGAUGCUGCGAACUUCUUCUUCAACGCGGCUGCGUACACGGCCGAGACAGCUUCCGGACAAGGAUCUUUACACAGCGCCUCCUCGCAGUGUCUCUUGUCCUACGUCGGCUACGAGAAGACUUUAUGGGGCACUCACCUGCUGGAUGUCGUUGUGGCAGCCGGGCUCAUGUCAUCGCUGUCCUUGAUGAAGGAUUCUCGUGUUGCACUCAUCGCAGGCAUGAACUGCUUCCUGCCCACAAUAGCUGCCGACUUCGGGAAGUACCUGGUGUGUUACCGCCUGCAGCGAGAUGACGCCUCGGGGUUCCACGGCCUUCAUUGCCCGUUCCUUCCUGGAAGUGCCGGGCUCGCGGUUGCGACGCAGGUGGUGGCGGGCCUCAUUCUGUUCAUGACCGCAGCUCUUUGGGCAUGGCUCAGUCUCUCGAGAUCCGACGAGGAUCCCAAGCCCAGCCACGUGGUCUUCCUCACCAGCAAGUACCAGAGCAGAUUUGCGCUCUUCGAGACGGAGCGCUUGAUCAGGAAGACACUCUUCACGUUCAUUGGCGCCUUGCUGCCCAUCUCCUCUUCGCCAGCGUUGCAGAUGGGAUGCCUAGGCAUGGUGGUCUGGGUGUCGCUGUUUCUGUACUGUCGCUACCAGCCUUACCACACGCCGGAGUGGAACUGGAUCGAGAUCUGCUUGCUCUUCACCUCGAUGCUCAUGAUCUUGAGCGUGUCGACUUUGCCAGCCGGCCGAAACCCUAGACGUUAA